AAACGAACGUUCAAGGAGCUGUGUUCGUACCGUACCGUAUGUGCAUCCUACGGCACAAAGCCAAGAAAAACUUGAGGGCGAAAACUUUUCUUCUUUCAUUACUACUGUACCUCCGCCCGAUGUGUAGCCUGCAAUAGGAACAAUCACAGCAAGACCAAAGAAAGUCCGAGGAAAGGAACGAGGACAAACCGCAUCAAGCUAGAGACGUUUUAAAUUUAAAUUGGAAGGGAAAGAGAGAUUGAACUUCUAAGAAGCAAAUAGAUCGCGAACAACCAAGUUAGAUACCCUCGCAAUUUGCAUCGCAAUACAUCGUAUUGUAGAAACUCAUCACUAAGUGGUUUUCCUCGAUCUGCUCUGUUCUGUUCGAUGAAUUGAAUGAAUCAGCUGACGAACACAAGGAAAUCAAGAAAGCGGCGACACCUGAUUCUUUGGGAUACUCUUUUUCACUUCUUACUGUAUUCGAAUCAUUGGAGUUGAAACUGCAACGAGAACACGACUCACUCCUCAAUCCACUUAUUCGCUGAAUUGAUUCAUUUGGUUGAUCGGCCUCAUGUUAUAUUGAUCCAAGCUAAGUCUAGAACAAGCCAAGCAAUAGUCGGUCGGUAUGUCUUCGUUGUAUUUGCGGAUGUUUCCGCCGCCUCCUCCUCCUCCACCCGCCGCGAAACUCAACAAGCCAGAAAGCCGGCAGGACGAUCCUGUGAGGUCGACUCCGUCAGAAGACAAUGAAGCUACCAGCAACAACAAUUUUCGAUCCUCGAGGAGAGUAUCGGGUGGAAUUGGUGCUGCCGCUGUCCGUCGUCCGCCACCGCCUCCUCCACCACCGCCUCCUCGUGGUUCGGGAAUCCACUCUCCUAAGAAACCACCACAAAGAAUACGGCGUAGACCAAAUCCGCCACUGCCGCGGGCGCCACCUCCCCCACCACCACCACCACGAGUCGCGAGCAAUAAGGUAUCUGUGCCAGAUGUGAUUUCCAGCGAAGAACUCGCCUCGAAGGCCCUCGAUAUGUUCCACAAGUGCCUAAACCGAUCGAUCCCCACGGGAAAUCUCUAUUCUGGCGGGUUGGGAGCCUAUUACCUCCUACUAGAACAGUCAAGAUACAACCUUUGCAUAAUGGAACGGCAGCGGAUGCAUUCCGAGGCGAAAGAAAACAAUCAGAACGAAAACAACAAUUCUACUCCGAAUGUCUGCCAGUUCACCAGCCACGGUACCAAGGUGAACACACCCUUUCGAUGCAAACGGCUUCUCAAGCAAGCCCUGGAAGGUGCCAAGGAGGCCACCCGCCGCUUCAAGCGGGGAAACUCAAUCAUACUCUCGAAUCAGCGGGGUUGCAUAUCGCUACUGGGUGGGGAGUGGGUUGGUUCUCAUGCGUUGUUGGCCGUCUGCUACCGACGCCUGGAAGAAUUCCAGGAAAAGCAGGAACAAGACGCCACAGCAUUGCAGGGCAAUGACACAAGCAGGGACAAUAUUCGGGGACAUCAGUCUCCGGCACCUUCGGAUUUACGCUCCCCUGGUUCCGUAGAAGAUCACUGUUUAUCGUCUUCGGUGUCCGUUUCUUCGCUAUCAAUUGCAACCGCAAGGACCACGGCUUCGAUGGUGAAGAAGCCACGCUCGGAACGAGUCGUGGCCCGGAUCUUGCGCCGCCUGAAAAAGCAGCACCUCUUUUGCCCCGAAGAAAUGGAGGACGACGGAACCGUCAGAUCCAGUGCCACCGCGGCCUCGGAAACUGUGCUGCCGGUAUGGAACCAGGACGUUCUCGGUGGCCGAGCAGGUGCACUGCAGACGAUUUUUUGGCUUCGGAACGAAUUUGGAAAACACUCCACCACGCUCGGACAAGACCUCGUGGUGUCCCUUGCGGUAAAGAUUCUCCGCGAAGGCCUUUCAACGGCGGAUUCGAUGGGAUUUCACAACCUCAAAACUCUCAAUACCAUUCCUAUUGUUUGCAACAGCGGAAGAAGCGACGACAAUAACUACAAUGCGGUCCUGUUUUGGGUAUGCGAUAGCGAGGGAUCGCUCAAGACCUAUCUGGGUGCCGGAAGGGGCGUGGUUGGAAUUUUGCAUACGCUGCUGGGUCUGCAUUACGAGGACUGGGAACUGAUCGAAGAGGAGGUCCCAAACGCGCGAAGAAUACUGCGCAACACGAUCGAUGCCUUUCUUCCAAGUGCACGCGUCUCUCCAGCCAGUAGCGAUAACAGCAAUGGCGAGAGUGGUGUAAGUGCGAAGGAAUUGAUGCAGCCAUCGCUUUAUCAUCGGCUCGUUUACGAUAUGAAAACCUCGACGGCGACAUCAGUCUCGUCGCCAAUCGAUGCUUCUCGUUUACCAACCACGGGCUCCGCUUUCAAAUCUGCUGGAAAUCUCCGACCUACAUUUGAUGCCUCUUUGGAACGCGACACAACGGCUGGUUGGUUCCAUGGGGCGACAGGAUUGGCAAUGAUGUUUCUUGAAGCCGCUAAGGUUUAUCGGUGCAAGAAAUAUCUGUUGGAGGCCCAUCGGCUCUGCGAUGCAGUUGUAUAUCCGCGUGGCUUGAGAGAACGUACAACUAUUGGUGCUACUAACUUCGACAAUGACCACAAAUAUGGCAAGAAAGGCCCUGUUGGCUUAACCGGAAUGGCCUUGUGCUUUCUGCAAUUGAGUCAGCUCUGCAGUAAUGACAAGGAAGAGGGGGAAUCAAAGAAAAAGAACGAAGCGAAUAAAGUCUCAUUGCCUCCAAAUACAUCAUUAAGAAGAUUGUGGAAAUCGAGAGCCAUGUUAUAUGCCCAACACGCUCAUCACGAAUGGACGAAGUAUGUACAGUCGAUACCAACCACCACGGGUGUAUGGAAUGCAUUUUCGCUUUACGAAGGAAUGGGAGGGUUGGUGAGUGUGCUGUGGCAGCUGUCCUUAUCCAUGUUUCCCGAUGUCGAAGAAACUCUGCGCACCGAGAUCGAUCCUGUUGUUCAGAUGCCGCUGUACAGCGCAUCAUAUUCUUGUGCCCGCGCGACUAAGCAUUUUACCGAUGCUAGUUUUGUGCCGAUUCUUUUAUCUCCGAAAGACGUGACGUUCGUGGCAACUCCUGACAAAACAAUGCCGGCAACUUCGCUAUCGAAAAGCAGAAGGCCACUACCCGCCGGCUUGUGUCCCCAGAGAGAUCCUGCCGAAUCUCGGCGAAGACGCGCCGCAGCCAACGCGGAGACACAACGGCGCAGGAAGGUUGCAGAAGAAGCCGAGCGAAAGAAGAUGGAAUAUGCCAAGGCUCAGCGUGCAAUAAUGAAUGCAAGCCGCAAAGCCGAACUUGAGGCGAGACGAAAUGCUCAGUUGCUGGCACGGAAACGGGCCCUCGAAGUCGCUCAGCGGAAAGAACAACAAGAAACAAAGAAGAACCUGGAGAAUGCCGAGAAGAAGAGACAAGAAGAGAGGAUGAAGCGAGAGGCGCUUCUACUGGCUCGCAAACAAGCGAAGGAGCGAGUUGAUGCGAAGCGCAAGGCAAAAGAAGAGGCAGAGCUGGCGAUGGCCAAGGAGGAGGCAAGAAUGAAAGCAAUUGAAACCGAGAACAAACGCAAGGCUGCGGAACAAGAAAGAAAGAAACGGAGAGCAAUGAUGGAAGCACGUUUGCGCCGGCAAGCAAAGGAUGCCGAGCUGGCGAAGCAAGAAGAAGAAAAACGAAAAGCAAAGGAGGCAGCUGAUCGCUCGCGUCGAACCGCCGAACUCAAGCAGAAAGAAGAACUACGCAAAAAACGCAACGCAGAAAUGCGAUUGCGGCAACUAAGAGCGUUAGAACUUGCAAAAGAAGAGGAACGGAAGCGACUUAUUCGAGUUGCUGCUGAGAGAGAACUGCGUGAAAAGGAAUUACGACGUAAAGAAGAAGAACGAAAGCAGCAAGAAACAGAGCGAAGACGUCGGUUAGAACUUUCCAAGCAGAAACGCAGAAAAGAAGAACAAUCUCUUGCUGAGAAAAGGGCAACUGAAAUGCGGGAACGAGAGGUGGCUCACCGCAGGGCAAUGGAAGCCAAGGAAAAGAGGCGUCGUCAGCUCCGGGAUGAACAUGUGAAGAAACAGCGAGAACUACACGAACAAAGAUUGCGGGAUGAAUUGCAGCGGGCAUUAGACAAGGAAGUAGAAAAACGACAGCGGGAAGAAAAAGAUAGGCAACAGGCCAAAGAGGCACGCAAACUACUUGAAGAAAGAGAUCAUGUUACUAUCGAUACAAGCGGCAAGACUGACAACCCCCCAGCGCCACAAAAGAAUGUUUACAGUCCGUCCUUUGCGAAUAGAAAAAAAGCGAACCCGGCCCAUUUUUCCGUUCCUACCAGAUCAUCUCUCUUUUGGUCUCUUCAGACGGAUUCGAACAUUGGAAACAGCGAGAGUUACAAGCCAGCCUUGGUGCCUACUGAAUCAAUGCCACAAAGUAGAAGGGAAGGCCCAUCUGCUGCUUCGCAUCUUUCGUCCUUAACGUCAUCGCCUGGAAUUGCACAUAUUUCUUCCGUUUCUAAUUCCAGGAAGGAUAUGCAGGACAGCGUUUUAUCUCACCGAACAUUAUCUACUGCUCCUCCAUCUACCGCGACGGAAAAAAUCAAUUCUUUCCCAAUGAAUGCCAUGAAGAAUUAGUGCUGAAGGCGAAUUAUAUUACAAUAAUAUUAUAGAUUGUGAAGUAUUGAUAGGCUCUUCAGUGCAUGAUUAUAGGCUCUUCAGUCCAUUAUAAUACGUGGUUUACAACAAAGAGUGAGCUUAUUCACUAUCUACUCGUGAUUAGGCUCACAUAGAUAAAGGUGUGAUUCGAGGAGUCAUUCAGGAAACCAUUUUAUACACUAGAAACUAGAAAAAGGACGAAGUAACUAAAGUCACGCGAUACUGCUGACGAUGCGUGCAUUGAACAUGCGAUGAAAACCAUUGACAAGUAUCGUGAGCCGCAUUGCCAUUCAUCUUAGUCAAGUGAUAUGGGCCACUUGUAAUUUCAAUACUUCUUGAAUUUCGAUAUCUACUCAUCAUUAUCUACUGCUCACGCUGCCUAAAUCGAGAAGAGUCUUGUCGUCGGUUUAAAAGAAGUGCCCACAUUGGUUGCUUGCAAACUCCCCACACCCGUCGUUCUGGAUUUCACAGAAGCUUCCAAUACCGGAUUCUCUUCUUCCGCCCGUGACAUCGUUGGGCCGAAUUCGUUUUUGUCCAUAUUGUUGCACUAGAAAUGAAUCCGUGGAGCUGGCAUUGGUAAUCACUUCCUGUUGCGCUCUUAGCAUUCUCUUUCGAAAGUCACGAAACGCAUAAUGGACUUUGGAUUGAAUUUGUUUGUCUGCUUCGUUCUUAGUAUAAUCGGUUGUUGUAUUCACGUCCAUAUUCACCCACCAACUCUUUUCAGUAUCCCAUUUCAAGAAACGUCCGCCGUUUGUCCGCACCUCCUCUAUUACUUCAAUCUCAAUAGCUUGCCUGCGCGCAUGUGUUGUAGAGGGAUCGAUGGUGUGCUCGUGGAUUUUCGCUUCUAUUAGAUCAUGAAAACCCACAUUCCCAGGAUGUUGGUUCAAUGCCUUGCCCCUUCUAAAUACAACAUCGGCGGACAGGGGACAUUCUACAAUCUCCGAAGACACCGAUGAAGAGUCAUUUGUACUGGCGCCAACGUCGCUGUCUGACGAAUAAGGAAUACCUCUCUUC
Molecule: messenger RNA, 5617 nt
Organism: Pseudo-nitzschia multistriata
Lineage: Eukaryota; Bacillariophyta; Bacillariophyceae; Bacillariales; Bacillariaceae
Source: the annotation of a GenBank genome assembly